Messenger RNA from Strigops habroptila (Kakapo), 5435 nucleotides. It is a transcript of the gene ORMDL3, whose product is annotated as ORMDL sphingolipid biosynthesis regulator 3. The transcript has 4 exons. Gene Ontology annotation, cellular component: endoplasmic reticulum membrane. Gene Ontology annotation, biological process: intracellular sphingolipid homeostasis; negative regulation of ceramide biosynthetic process; ceramide metabolic process. NCBI's taxonomy places the organism in Eukaryota, Metazoa, Chordata, Aves, Psittaciformes, Psittacidae. The coding region runs from base 663 to 1124 and encodes 153 amino acids. The record is from RefSeq and is a predicted model, not a curated record.
UGACAGGGGGUUGGAACUGGAUGAACUUUAAGGUCCCUUCCAAACAGUCAGUGAUUCAGAAAAACAUCUCAGUGUUCCUCCUAUGUGGCAGCUCUUUGAAGGUAGGGGAAGGGCCAUCUCCUCUCCAGCUCUUGCUCCUGAAAUAUCUUCCCAAUGCAUUUUUCUUCAUUAUCUCUAACUUUUUAUGAUCCUCAAGAAGAAUCUUUUUCCUUCUCCGUGGGGGAAUUUAGUUACUUCCCCAGAGCCCUGUUAACUGAGUUGAACUGAUUGGGAGAUGCGUUGCUGUAGAGCUGUCAUGCCUUUACUUUGCAAAUAUUUGUGCUCUUUCCAAGUUUAAAAUGUGCUGAAUCCAUAAACAUGUAAGAAACUCCAUGUGCCUACUGCUUCCGUGAUUAACACUGCAGUGGUGACUUCAGAAGAGCUUCAAGUAUUCCUUUGAGUCUCCUCAGGCAAUCGCAGGAUUGAACCUUCACAUUUUGGUUCCAGGAGAACCUUUCAGCAGAUCUCAAGUAGCUGCUGUCACAGAUAGGCUUCCCACACGUUAUUCCCAAAACUGCUCCCAGAUUUAGCUUCCCCUCAGAAAUGGAAGCUCUAGGAAUGGAAGUAACGAGGUGCAGAGAAGUGAACUUUUCCAGGGGUGCCUGUUGGACAGAAGAGUCAACAUGAACGUGGGAACGGCGCACAGUGAGGUGAAUCCCAACACCCGGGUCAUGAACAGCCGGGGCAUCUGGUUGUCCUACAUCCUUGGAAUUGGGCUGCUGCACGUCGUGCUCCUGAGCAUCCCCUUCUUCAGCGUCCCUGUGGUUUGGACUCUUACCAACAUCAUUCACAACAUGAGCAUGUACAUCUUCCUACAUACCGUGAAAGGAACUCCUUUUGAGACUCCGGACCAGGGCAAGGCUCGGCUGCUCACACACUGGGAGCAGAUGGACUACGGAGUGCAGUUCACGGCAUCACGCAAGUUCCUCACCAUCAUGCCCAUCGUCCUGUAUUUUCUAACCAGCUUUUACACAAAGUACGACCGGAUCCACUUCGUCAUCAACACCAUCUCCCUCAUGAGCGUCCUGAUCCCCAAACUGCCGCAGUUCCACGGAGUCCGGAUCUUUGGGAUCAACAAGUACUGAGCUGCGUGGCCAGAGCGAAUGCAAGAGGAGCAGGGGGAGAGGGGGAUGUUCCUUCUCUCUAGUCCCAUUUCUCCUUCCCCACGCAGACUGGGAUGUCAUUUCACAGCGGCUGUUUAACUGCAGUAUCCGAUAGACAUACACCGCAUGCUGGAUCCUCACGCCCAAUAAACCUAAACCAGCUCCAGAGUAGAGUUUAGUGGGAGCAGGAUACAUGGCACUGGAUUCCUUUUAUUCCAGUGUCAUAACUAGAUGCAGACUUCAAGGUACAACAAGGAUGAAUUCUGGUGGGAUUUUAAUCUAUCCCAGACACUGAAUGAAGAGGGAUGAGGGGAAAAGCUUUUAGUGCUGGUACUAUUGCUGUGGUAAAUGCACUUUAAUACAUUUCCCUUUCUGAAGCUAAGUGCUUUAAGCGAUAUGUGGGGGAAAUUCAAAGGGAUACAGCCAAGCUUUCCCAAUAGCUGAUUGUUUUGGGGUUUGAGUUCCAUUUUAGGUCAGGAGAGUGGGAAGAGACUGGCAGAUUCUUACUUUGCAAUCUUUUACGCCACCGAGAAAGGAAGUUCUUUAGUAAACCAGUAGAGGAAGGAGUGACCUGCAACUUGAGCAACUUCCCCUUUUCUAUGGUACCAUUCGUGUGCUUCAAGGAAAAGCUCAAUAGAACCUACAUCACAUUUGUUAUUUUCAGCUUGUACCAAAAGCUGAUUAACAGCUCUCCAGCCCAAGCUGCUGAUUUUUAAGGGCACUGUGAGUGCUCAGGCAGUGCAGCACUUGGACCAAGGCUGGGUGCAGGUCAGUGAUGACUGACAGCAAAUGCCACUGAGCAGCUCGCACACAGCGACUGCACCAGUGUGGGAGAAGCUGCAGACUGACAGGUACAGGCCAAGCGAGAUGGAUGGAUGAUGCCUGCUUGCUGUAAUCAGUGACUGCAGCUGGAUUGUUUUCUCCUCAGUCCAGCUCUUGGUUGCUUAAGUCUGUGUCCAUGUUACUGGGAUCUGCCAGUUCUCCACUUAGCCAUGGACUUGACUCAAUUCCUGACUCGAGGCAAGUGAGUGUUCCAGUUCUGGCUUACCUGGAAGUCUGUCACUCAGCUCCAUGCACGAGUCCUCAUGUGGUCACUGGUGAGGGAGCUGCAGGAGAGCAAUACCGACCAGCACCAGCCUGACCUGGCCAACAGAAGGACACAAUGGGUCACUGGUAAUAAUUAUUUAGUACAGGAACAAAAAUCAAGCCUUUUUCCCAUUAAAUUCCCACCUAAAGGAUGCAGGUUGGCAGGUUUAGAUUUCCUGGCUGAGAGAACUUUCUACUGUUCAAAGUCAUUUUUUCUUUUGGGUUGUGUGUUGAUGAAACGUGUGAACCCUCAUGGUUCCCCUGUAAAAGCCUCUAUUUUGUUGUCUUAGAGCUUAUCUCACACUUUGGACAAUGGUAUAAACAUUUUAAAUAUGUCAUUUUUGUUCCUGCAUUAGCUUUAGAGGUCAGAGUGGACAUUGUUGAGUUGUUUGAUGGUCUGAGCGUAGGACAUGGGUGGGGGAACUUCAGGUUUGCAUCUAAGAUCUAGUACUACUCCAUGUGGAAUUUUAGGCAAGCUUCUUUACUUCUAGCUCAGACUUACUGCUGCAGAGAAGGGAAAAACAUUUCAUGUACCUCACAGAGGGCUGCUGGAAUGCAGAAAGAAUCAUUACCUAAUGUCUGAUAAGUGGAAAUAUUUUAAGUGAAAAGGGAGUUUGCAAGAAGGUGGGAAGAGGGAAGAGUCUGGCUGGAUACCCAAGUGCUGUUCUCCAGUUUGACACGUGCAAUUUACUGGAUGGGGAGGUUGAAGCUUUUAACCACCAUGACGUAAGAACUGCUGCUUUAGUUAAGGUACUAUAUACCCUAAAGCAAAUAUACUCUUUAAGCUACUAGACAAUGACUUUUGGGAAAAAAUACUGGUUUUAAUAUAGAGAUAUUUCAUCAAUCAGCCAAGUACCUUUGAAAUGCCUGAGAGAUCAACAGCAUCAAUGCCCUUGGAGGUGGGGUGUCUGUCCUCAGCUACAGCUGUGUCUGUAACACAGGCUGCAUGUUGCUUUAACGGAUCUCAAUGUCUGCCCACAGCCCAGGCUGGUAAAUCUCCAGAGAAAACAAAACUAUUUAUUUAUUUUGGUAGAAAACAAGGGGAAAACAACUUUUUUUUGCAACAGAAACAGUCUCUGUAUCCUUAAAACCAUUACUCCUGUAUAGAUGUAUGCUGAUUAUUUCUAAGUACAUGCACAUUACCCAAAGUCAAAGGAGUUUUGGUACUUUUAGCCUAAGUGUGAAUUGAAGGCAGAGCUCAGUUUUUCUCAGUGGAGUUCAGCACUUCAUGCAGUUUCCUUGAAGGCCUUGGCAUUACAGCAGCUGAGGGUCUGAAUGUGUCUCUUGUGCUGUUAACUGACACUAUGGACAUCUGAUCCUGUUUUGUUAAAUUAAAGAUCAACCCUAAACCAGGGUAGGAUUAGAAACUUCUCCAAAAGGCAGUUUUUAACACCUGAAGUUUAAAACUUCUUGUUAGGCAAAGCCUUAAUUCUGAUAGUAAGCUUUUCUGAUUUACUUUGUUCAUGUGAAGGAUGAAAAUAGCACAGAUGUGUUCCAUGGCAAAUGACAUUCUUUACAACACAUGCCAUGGAAUAACUGAAAUUAACUCAGACUCAUACAGUUAAUCCAAUCAAGGGAGACAUAAAUGAAAACUGGAGAAAUAGGGAAAGAAGUGAGAAUGGAAGAUUUUAUGGUAACAGUGGGGUGUGUGAAGUAUCUACGCAAGACUAAGAAUUAUUUGAGCAAUUAUACAGCUGAUAGUAUCUUCCUUAAAAUCCCAUCUUAAGGGUAGGUAUCAGAAUUAAUCAAGACUAGAAAGUGAAUUUUAAUUAAAACCACAGCCACAAUUGCUACUUGUUAGGGGUACCUGAAGUGAAAGAGUUUUGGGUGGUGCUGGCUGAGCACCCCCUGUGCCAGUUGCACGGCUCCUUCCUGUUGUGUCACAGGAGCGAGUGGUGCCCGACUUCAGCUUCCACUUGGAAACCCCCACUGUAGUGGCCUGGAAGUACCGGGGACAGUUCUGGGUCUCCUGGAACUGAAACCACUUGUAGUUUCUUUGUGUGUGUUAAAUUCAUGCAGAAGCCUGUUCAGCACUCAAAGGCUGCUCUUGCACACGCCCAAGAGUGGAGUCAAAACACUAAAACUCUCAAGGGAUAAGUGAUUCCUGAGAAAAGGAGAUCAGGACAGUGUGGGCAGGAGGAGGGAUUUCCAUACCUGCAGCCACUAGAGCAGUGAUCCCAGGGUGAAGCCCACCUUCUGCAUGGAGAACCAGAAGGUGAGCACCAGGACUGUCUGCUCAUUCUCAGACUGUAGAGUUUUCUCCAAGUACCUGUGUGAAGGAGACAACUGAUUGUUACUGGUUUUAAAUGGGAUUUUGAUCGUGACAUAUUUUCCUCUCAAACUUGUACCGGCUUCCUGCAGAGUGACCAGGGCAAACUUCAGCCAGAGAAUUAACAGGGGGCUCCAUCCUGUGCCUGAGAAACAGUUACUGGGUAAGCAGGUACUCCAGAUGCUUUUCUUUCUCAUUCUACCAGGAAUGCUGAAGGAGAAAAGCCUUUGGAAAGCACCACUUGAACCAUUCACAGGCACUGGCAGAAAAGGUCUCCCUGCCCCAUGUUGUCCUGGGCAAAGCCUCUUCUAAGCCACAGUGAAGGCCACGCAGGUAUUCACACAGGAUGGCAGUUGCUGCACCAGGGAAGUCAGAAAACAAUCGAGUACUCACAGCCUGAUGCUUCUGCAUUAGGGAUCCUGCCCUGCAAUGCCUUUAACACAGCUCACGGGAUGGCCCACAGCCCAACCCUUUCCAGGAAAAAGCCUUUAAAAAAUGAAACGAGAAAAGCAAAGCUGAGAUCUGGGGCUACUGAAUUCCCAAGUACUUUUUGUUUUUAAUCAUUAUUUCAUUUUUGUUUUAAUAGACAUGUGGUUCUGGCCCUUGCUAAAGGGCCAGCAGCUGCUUACCACUGUCAACACGUUAACAUUUCUCCUUGUGACUGACAUUGCUUUAUCAUUGCCUAUAAUCUCUUUUGAGCAUGCAAGUGUUUGUGUGUCUGUAGCCUCCCUGGAGCAGUUGGAGUUGAAGUAGUUGGGUUUUUAAUGGAACAUUCUGACACUGUACAAAGUCAUAGGGUUUUUUUUUUCCAGUAGCCCUUCUUUUUGCUGUGGAUACACUAGUCUCAUGUAGAGAACUUUCUAAAAUAAAGUGUGAAUAUUUUUAUUACUCCUUUGUACAGUAUUCUAAGAGAAACUAAUAAAGUAUUCCUGUAAAAA